Molecule: messenger RNA, 1101 nt
Organism: Ziziphus jujuba (common jujube)
Lineage: Eukaryota; Viridiplantae; Streptophyta; Magnoliopsida; Rosales; Rhamnaceae
Exons: 3
Coding region: 126-842 (238 amino acids)
Source: RefSeq, a predicted model, not a curated record
GUCUUUCUUUUCUCCUCUAUAUAUAGAUAUACAUUUUCUCCUCCAUUUGCUCUCUUGCACUAAUAUCUUCUUUUUUUCUCUCUAAUUUUCAAAAACACCAAUCGUAACACACAUAUUAUACAAACAUGGCUUUCUCAACUAAUUUGUUUUCGGUUCUCUUCCUCUCUUCUCUCCUCGUCAAUGCAGCUCUAGGUGAAAUAGUGUGCGAAGAUCUACCAAAGGAUGUGUGUGCAUUUUCAAUAGCAUCAUCAGGGAAGAGGUGUUUGUUAGAGACGUCGACAAAGAGGGAUGGAAACACGGAGUACCAAUGCAGGACGUCGGAAGUGGUGGUGGAGAGGAUGUCAGAAUACAUAGAGAGCGACCAAUGUGUUCAGGCAUGCGGGGUUGAUCGGAAGUCAGUUGGGAUUUCCUCUGAUUGCCUCCUUGAGUCUAACUUCGUCUCCAAGCUUUGCUCUCCUGCUUGCUACCAGAACUGCGCUAACAUUGUUGACCUUUACUUCAAUCUGGCUGCCGGAGAGGGUGUUUUCUUGCCAGACCUAUGUGAGAGACAGAGAGCUAACCCUCACCGAUCCAUGGCGGAGCUGAUGAGCUCCAGUGCAGCCUCAGGUCCCGCCUACCAAGACGAAACCGGAGCCCCGGGCCCAGUGUCCUCCCUAGACUCAACCGGAGCCCCAAGUCCGGACUACGAAGACGAAAUCGGAGCCCCAGGUCCAGACUCCCAAGACCCAACCGGAGCCCCAGGCCCAGUCUCGCAAGGUUCACCGGCCAGUUCCCCUGGUCCUGUCUCUGAAGACUUCGCUGGAGACGAUGAUGUUGAAGCUUUUGCCCCCGCUCCCCAGUAAUUAAUUAAUUUCGUCAGCUUUUAAUUUCUUUUCGAUCAUUUUCCUCUGGAAAAUUAGUGUAAAAUGAGUGGGAAAAAAAAAUAAGUUUUAGCCAAAAUUAGAGGGAUUUGGGGUCCAUUUUAUAUGGAGUUUGCAUUUCUUGAGAUUUUAUGAAAUUUUCUAAAUCGAAGUAUUUAUUGUACUGCCUUCAAUUUACCUAUAAAAAAUAAAGAAUACAAUUUAGAAGAUAAUGAAAUUUGUGCCUCAGUUAAUUGAUUUA